Pan troglodytes (chimpanzee) is the source of this 8897-nucleotide messenger RNA. RefSeq names its product ankyrin repeat and SOCS box containing 11 (gene ASB11). Gene Ontology annotation, biological process: protein ubiquitination; intracellular signal transduction; positive regulation of protein catabolic process. NCBI's taxonomy places the organism in Eukaryota, Metazoa, Chordata, Mammalia, Primates, Hominidae. Gene Ontology annotation, molecular function: protein binding. Bases 116 to 1087 code for a protein of 323 amino acids. The transcript is spliced from 7 exons. The record is from RefSeq and is a predicted model, not a curated record.
UUCUCGGUAACAGGAGCACUGAGUGCUAGAAGGUUUAAAAUAGAUGUCAUAUGAUACCAAUUAUAACUCAGUGAAAUUUUACAGUCCUAGGACCCUAUACAGAGCAUAAGCCAAAAUGGAAGAUGGUCCUGUUUUCUAUGGCUUUAAAAACAUUUUUAUUACAAUGUUUGCUACCUUUUUUUUCUUUAAGCUUUUAAUUAAAGUUUUUUUGGCUCUCCUAACCCAUUUCUAUAUCGUCAAAGGAAAUAGAAAAGAAGCGGCUAGGAUAGCAGAAGAGAUCUAUGGUGGAAUUUCAGAUUGCUGGGCUGAUCGAUCCCCACUUCAUGAAGCUGCAGCUCAGGGGCGCUUACUGGCCCUUAAAACUUUAAUUGCACAAGGUGUCAAUGUGAACCUUGUGACAAUUAACCGGGUGUCUUCUCUCCACGAGGCAUGCCUUGGAGGUCACGUGGCCUGUGCCAAAGCCUUAUUGGAAAAUGGUGCACACGUCAAUGGAGUGACAGUUCACGGAGCCACACCCCUCUUCAAUGCUUGCUGCAGCGGCAGUGCUGCAUGUGUCAAUGUGCUGCUGGAGUUCGGAGCCAAGGCCCAGUUCGAGGUGCACCUGGCCUCGCCCAUCCAUGAGGCAGUGAAGAGAGGUCACAGAGAGUGCAUGGAGAUCCUGCUGGCAAAUAAUGUUAACAUUGACCAUGAGGUGCCUCAGCUCGGAACUCCCCUAUAUGUGGCCUGCACCUACCAGAGGGUAGACUGUGUGAAGAAACUUCUAGAAUUAGGAGCCAGUGUCGACCAUGGCCAGUGGCUGGACACCCCACUCCAUGCUGCAGCGAGGCAGUCCAAUGUGGAGGUCAUCCACCUGCUAACCGACUAUGGAGCUAACCUGAAGCGUAGAAAUGCUCAGGGCAAAAGUGCGCUUGAUCUGGCGGCUCCAAAAAGCAGCGUGGAGCAGGCGCUCUUGCUCCGUGAAGGCCCACCUGCUCUUUCCCAGCUCUGCCGCCUGUGUGUCCGGAAGUGUCUCGGUCGAGCAUGUCAUCAAGCCAUCCACAAGCUACAUCUGCCAGAGCCACUCGAACGAUUCCUCCUAUACCAAUAGUCCUAAGUGUUCCUGGGAAGAUACUUGGAAUGACACAGAUUGUUGUCUGCUGUACCUAGAGUACCUAAUGUAGAAGCUCAACAGCUUAGACUCUUAGUAUCUUUAAAUGAGCUCAGUCGAAGUAAAUCCCCCAUGAGCUAGAACACUUGAGGAGUGGAAACUCCUGGUUAGUUUAAUGUUCUCAUUAACCAAGGGGCAAGUAGAAACCAUUUAGCUUUUAGCUCUUGUUGUUAAGAAACUUAAAAAAACUGUGAAGUAGAGUGAAAACAAUAGGCUGUUUUUUGAUGAUUCGGGAUCUUCUUGUACCUAAAAGUCAACAUUCUGAAUAUUGUAUAGACACAUAUAAAUUCAGGUGGAUAAGAUUAUAACAAAUGUUAGGUAUUCCAAGAUAUGUUCUUGAUUUAGUUCCUUCCUUCAGCCCUUCCCCACUUUUUUUCUUUCUUUCCUUGAAUAAAUCUGGUAUAAUUUUGAUUUUUUGUAUAUAUAUACACGUAUAUAUAUAUACGUGUAUAUAUACACACACACACAUGCACUCAUAUAUUUAAAGUUUUCAAAGUCCUUAAUAUAUAUAGUUCAUAUAUAUGUUUUCAAAGUCCUUAAUAUAUGUAUAAAGCUUAUAUAUAUAUGUUUUCAAAGUUCUUUAUAUAUAAAGUUAUAUAUAUUUAUAUAGACUUUAUAUAUAUAUAUACAUAUAUAAAGUUAAGGACUUCAGAAACAUUGUAGUUAACUGAGGCUUCCAGUUACUGCGGUCCUGGUUGAUAAGAGAGACUUUGGAAGAGAUCAGUGCACCCAGAGGUUGGCAUCUAUUGCUUAUUGCUUCUGAUAUUAAAUGCUGUUAUUUGAAGUAAGCAGUUCUAGGAUUGAGAACACUGGGUGUCCCCAACAACCUGAACCCACAGGUAUUGUCUGAGGCAUGUUGCAACCCAAGCACUGGCUUAUUUUCAAAGUCAAGAUGCUCAGGGUUUUUGAAAUAAUUACAUACUGAUGCCAGCCACCAAAGUGGGCUCAAUGCUGGGUCAAUAUUUUUUUCUGUGGAUAGGGGCCCAAAAUAAGCACAAAGGUAUAUAAAAAGAGACUUCUCCUUUUCUGUCUUCUCCUUCUUCUCAUUUCUCUCUCCUUCUGUCACCCCUCCUCUUCCUCUAUUCUUUCUCUUUUUUGUGAAUUUAGAACAUGGGAACUGGAUAGACUUUUAAUUAUUGUAAGUAUUACUGUCAUGGUUCAGUAUUCAGUUCUAAAAUGAAAAUUCCCUCUCAGAUCAUCCUAAGACUCAUUUCACACAUGUAUUUUUUUCCCCCAAUUUUUCUAGACCUUUGGCUCUCAACUGGAGACAAUUUUGCCCCACUCCCACUGAGACAUUUGUCAAUGUCUGCAGACAUGUUUAGUUGCAACAACUGGGGGAGAAUUGCUACUGUCAUCUAGACGGUGGAGAUCAGGGAUGCAGCUAAUCACCCUACAGUGCACAGGAGCCAGCAACAAAGAAUUAUCAGAUCUGGCCGGGCAUGGUGGCUCACGCCUGUAAUCCCAGCAUUUUGGGAGGCCGAGGCAGGCAGAUCGCACUGUCAGGAGUUCGAGAACCACCUGGCCAAUAUGGUGAAACCCUGUCUCUACUAAAAAUACAAAAGUUAGCCAGGUGUGGUGGCAGGUGCCUAUAGUCCCAGCUACUUGGGAGGCUGAGGCAGGAGAAUCACUUGAACCCGGGAGGCGGAGAUUGCAGUAAGCCAAGAUCACGCCACUGCACUCCAGCCUGGGUGACAGAGCGAGACUCCGUCUCAAAACAAAAAAAAAAAAAAAAGAAAGAAAAACAAACAAAAAAAAGAAUUAUCAGGUACAAAAUGUCAAUAGUGCCAAGAGUGAGAAACCCUUCUCUAAGCCUGUGCUAUUCAAUACAGUAGCUGCUAGCUACAUAUGGCUAAUGAGCACAGGAAUUGUGGAUAGGCUGAAUUAAGAUGUGUUGUAAGUGUAAAAUACAUAUUACAUUUUAGUGAUUGAGUAAAAAAAGAAUAUGAAAUAUUAUGAACUUUGUUUUGUUUUCUUUUUUAGACAGAGUUUCACUUUUGUCAUCCAGGCUCGAGUGCAAUGGUAUGACCUUGGCUCAUUGCAACCUCUAAGCCUGUGCUAUUCAAUACAGUAGCUACUAGCCACAUAUGGCUAAUGAGCACAGGAAUUGUGGCUAGGCUGAAUUAAGAUGUGUUGCACGUGUAAAAUACAUAUUACAUUUUAAUGACUGAGUAAAAAAAAGAAUAUGAAAUACAUGAACUUUUUUCUUUUCUUUUCUUUUUUGAGACGAAGUUUUGCUUUUGUCACCCAGGCUUGAGUGCAAUGGCACGAUCUCGGCUCACUGCAACCUCUGCCUCCCAGGUUCAAGCGAUUCUCCUGCCUCAGCCUCUGGAGUAGCUGGGAUUGCAGGCAUCUGCCACUAUGCCCGGCUAAUUUUUGGUAUUUUCAGUAGAGACGGGGUUUUACCAUGUUGGCCAGGCUGGUCUCAAACUCCUGACCUCAACUGGUCCACCUGCCUCUUCUUUUUUUGUUUUAUUUUUUAUUUUUUUGUUUUGAAAUAUUAAUAGCUUUUGAUGUUGUAUUUUUAAUUUUUUGAAAACUUCCAUACUGUUUUCCAUAGUGGUUGUAGUAAUUUACAUUCCCACCAAUAGUGUAUAAGAAUUCCCUUUUCUCCACAUCUGCACCAGCAUUUGUUAUUUUCUAUUUUUUGGAUAGCCAUUCUAACUGGGGUAAGAUGAUACCUCAUUGUGGUUUUGAUUUGCAUUUUCCUGAUGAUUAGUGAUGUCGAGCAUUCUUUCAUAUACCUGUUGGCCAUUUGUAUGUCUUUUUUUUGGAGAAAUGUCUAUUCAGAUCCUUUGCCCAUUUUAAAAUCAGAUUAUUUGUUUUGUUGUUGUCAGGUAUGAUUCAGCAAUCCCAUUACUGGAUAUUUAUCAGAAAGAAAGGAAAUCAAUGUAUGGAAGAGGUAGUUGCACCUCCAUGUUUAUUGUAGCUCUAUUCAGAAGAGCAAGAUAUGAAAUCAACUUAAAUGUCUGUCAACAGAUCAAUGGAUAAAGAAAAUGUGGUAUAUAUACAAAAUGAAAUACUAUUCAGCCUUAAAAAAGAAGGAAAUUCUGUCAUUUGCAGCAACAUGGAUGAGCCUAGAGGACAUUAUGUUAAGUAAGUCACGCACAGAAAGAUAAACACCAUAUGUUCUUGCUUACAUGUGGAAGCUAAAAAAAUUGAGCUCACAGAAACAGAGAGUAGAAUUAUGCUUAUUAGAGGCUGGGAAGGGUAGUGGGGAGGGGACAAUAGGGCAAUGUUGGUUAAUGGAUACAAAAUUAUAAUUGGAUAGAAGAAAUAAUUUCUAGUGUUUCAUAGCACUGUAGGGUAAAUGUGGUUAACAAUAAUUUAUUAUGUAUUUUCGAAAAGCUAGAAGAGAAGAUUUUGAAUGUUCAUAGCAGAAAUGAUAAAUGUUUGAGGUGAUGGAUAUGCUAAUCACCCUGAUUUGAUUACUUCUAGGUAUUAAAAUAUCACUCUGUACCCCAUAAAUAUAUACAGUUAUUACAUACCAAAUAAAAUUAAACGAAAAAACUUUUUUGCUGAUCACACAAUGAAAUAAUCUUUUCAAUAUAUUAGGUUAAAUAGAAUAUAUUAUUAAAAUUAAUUUCACUGGCUUUCUUUUUACUUUUUUAGUGUGACUAUAAUAACAUUUUACAUUACAUGUGUGGCUCACAUUACAUUUCUAUUAACAGUACUCUAGAUCAUUUUCUAAUUUUUACAAUUUUGGAAUAUCUAAUAAUCUUAAUUAGUUAAUUAUCUGGGGGGAAAAGGUUACAUUUUGAUCUUACAUCAUAUUUCCAAAACAAAUCUUGUUUUUAAAAAAAAGUUUAAAAAAUUAAAUACUGCUAUAAAAAUACUAUAAGAAAAUUACAUGAAUAUAUAUGAAAGGGAAAGCAUUUUUGAAAUAUAUCAAAGGCAGAAAGGUUAAAGGAAAAUACCGAUAAACUGGAAUACAUCAAAAAUUAUGUUGCAAAAAAUGCCAUAUAUAAAAUGAAAUGGCAAACCAAAAUAGAGGAAAACUGUAUGUGACAUUUAUAGCAGAUCAAAAGUCAAUAUUCUAGGGCAAAGGAGACUGUCAGAUCCCACCCUUAGCUUUCUCCUUUUCCCAGUGGAGAAUUUUGGUGAACAAGGAUGUAAAUAUUACCCAAACCUUCAGUAAAGUCUAAAAUGUAUAUGAUACCUUGUGCAUUUUUUAGAAGAUAUUAAGGAAAGAACCUAGAUUAUUUAUCUGGCUCUACAUGCUAUAAUAUAUGUAUUGCAUGACGUGGUGGCAAAACAAUAUGUAAACUUACCUGUUUCAGGUGGGAUCAAAUUCUCCUUCUAUGAGAGAUGUGACGAGAAAAACUGAAGAGUGUUUGCAAACCUUAGGAAAGUCAAUUUUCACAAAUCUUGAGGAAGGUACAGCGUAAGUCCAAUGGCCAUGAAAGGAGGUACAAUUCAAUGUGCCCCAAAUAUUGAAGGGCAGAAUGAUCUCAGCUGAUAUCUACAUUUCAACAUAUAAAGAGUUCAUUUACAAAUCAAUAAGAAUAAUAUAGGUUCAUGAACAGAAAUAUUAGCAAAGGGAAUGAAUAGUAAACUUAUCAAAUAACAUACAAAUAAAUAGUCAUAAGAAUGUUAAAGAUGGAAAAUUGAUUGAAAGAAAGGAUGGAUUUGAAACAGGAUGAGGAGCCAUUUGAGCCAUCAUUAGCCAUGGAACGAUCAAAGAGGAAAGAACGGACAGUCUGUUCCUAUCAUAGAACGUUUAGGAAUUGGAGGCUUUCCUUCAAAGUGUUCUCGCGAGUGCAUUUUUUUUUUUUUUUUUUUUGGUCAUCUGGGAUCUUGCUGAAUGUCUGAGUACUGUGUUAAGCCCCGGGAGGCUCUAGGACAUUCAACCAGUCUGUGACCCCAGGAAAGUGUUCCAUUGCCCACUGCAACUGCAGACCGUGGAUGCCACAAAUCAUUUAUAUGGACCUCCCAACACUGGUAGGACUGUAUUUCUGUUGGGGGAGGAGGUGGCACUCAAAUCCUUAACAACCAUUCACCAGAAUCCAUCUGAUUGUCCAGGUCCCUGAAUCCUAGAGUGGUGCCGAUGUCUUACAAUUUAUGAAUGAAUGUAUUAGACAAGAGGUAAUCUUUAAGUUCCUUUUAAGGCCUAAUCCAUUAAGCUAUAUUUAGACCAUCAGACUAAUCAUCUGGUUUUUAUGACAUUAUUUUGUUACCAACUUUAAAUCCAGGUUUGUUCUGCUUGCAUGCAGUAAACCAAUCACUGUGACACGGGUUUUGCAAAAGAGAAAAGAUUUAUUCACAAGGCUGCCAAGCAAGAAAGCAGGAGAACAGCGCUCAAAUCCACCUUCCCAAAGAUAAGCCUUAGCUAUAUUUACGGCUUAGGGAAGUGGGGUGGUCUAAGGCAUGGGGAAAAGUAAUUGACAGUGGGGAUAAAAGUAACAGGUUUAUUCUGUGCAAGCAUAGCCAGGGUUCAUGCCAUUACAUAGGACAUAUAAACCCAAAAUAGUGGCAUUAGCAUGAUCUGAGGGUGGCAUUUUUGGUCUUCUGACAUUCAGAAGGCCAUUUCUCAGGCACUUGUGGAGGCCUAGUUGAAGAGCCAGUGGCCUUAACUGGUUUGAACUGGACAGGAGCUGGCCCAAGUUCCUGAAAAACAACUGAAGCAAUCAUUACUGUGGUGAACUAUGAAUGUUAUUUAUAAAGUAGCCAGUGAAGGUUAAGUUUCAGAGUUCAGCAGGGUGGCAUUCAACUACUGUAGCCUUCAGCUUCAUGAAAAAAGAAAAGAAAUAACAAAAAGCAAGCCACCAAAAGCAAGCAGGGCGGACAGACCUGAUCAAAUUAACCCUUCGGUUUCCAUUUUGCCUGCGGUUUGGGGUUCUUAGAUACUAAUACAGAUUAUUUCACUUUUUACACUAUAUGGGAUGUUUUUUUCCCAAAACAGUAUAUUUUUACAAUUUCAGUCAUAUUUGAAGUGCCCUAAGAUAGCUUCUCAAUUAAUUCCUUUAAUACAUUUUUUACUCGGCAUCUACUAUGUGCCAGACACUGUAGAACAUUGUGAAAGACAGACAUGCUGUUUGCUUCCAAAAAACUCAUGUGUUAGUGAGGACAACAGGGAAUAAACAAUACAAAUAUAAUAUCAUAUCAGGAAGUGAUAAAAAGAAAAGUAAAGCAGAUUAAAGAGUGAUGAAAGAGGCUUACUAUUUUAGAUAAGCUGAUUAGGCAAGGUCCCUGGCAGGGUGACUGAAUUUUGGAAUAACUAACUACUCACAUAUGUAUAUAAUAUUUAUUAGUUAACUUUUACUGUUAAGAUUUUUCAGUAUUUUCAGUGCAUCAUAUUUUUUAUUCCUUUGCCUGAUUUAACAUAGAUAUCCUAUUAUAAAAGUAUCUAUGAUUCCGGCUUUUCCCAUAAACCAUAUUGUAAUGAUUUUCUGUUUCAAACCCUUUGGGACAACCUUUUAAAAUAUAUCAUAUUCCUUAAGUAUUUCCAUAUUGUCAGAUACUUAAAUUAUUUCUAGUUUCUUGCUAUUAUAGAUAACAUUGAUGUCAACCUCAUUUUAAAAUAAAUCUUCAAAAAUGUUUGAAGUAUUUCUUAGAUUUCCAGAAGUGUGGUUUACAUAUAAAAACUAUUUAAAAUAAUAGUUUAAAAUAAUUUAAAAUAUAUACACAAUGAAUCAUUUUAAGGAAUGAAUAUUUUCAUAACCAAAUACCCAAUAUUGCCUAUCCAUAAACCAUCUGACUAUGUCUAUGUAGACAUAUAUGUAUUUACCAUCUAUUUAGCUAGCUAUUACUUAUAUGACUGUAUCAGUCCAUCAUCUACCUUUACCUUUUAUUUAAAAAAAAUAGGCUGGUCGCGGUGGCUCACGCCUGGAAUCCCAGCACUUUGGGAGGCCACGGCGGGCGGAUCACGAGGUCAGGAGAUCGAGACCAUCCUGGCUAACACGGUGAAACCCCGUCUCUACUAAAAAAUACAAAAAAUUAGCCAGGCGUGUUGGCGGGCACCUGUAGUCCCAGCUACUCGGGAGGCUGAGGCAGGAGAAUGGCGUGAACUCGGGAGGCGGAGCUUGCAGUGAGCCAAGAUCGCACCACUGCACUCCAGCCUGGGCAACAGAACAAGACUACGUCUCAAAAAAUAAAAAUAAAAAAUAAAAAAUAAGCUUGCUAUGUCACUUGAAGAUUUAAGUCUCAACACCUUCUAAAUUCCUUAAAUUAUUUAAAUGUUUAGGUAUGUAAUCCAACGUCUCUAAUUUUGGUUCACAUUUGAUUAAGGAACUGUUUCUCCCAAAGUAAUUCUCCUGUCUUUUAUUUCUAAUAUUGCUUUGUCAAAUAAACAGGAGGUUUGUACAUGAAUCUUUUUUCAGUAACAAUGCUCAUUGCUGAGAAGAUUUUAUGAAUUGAACGCAAAGAGAAUAGCUGACACUUCAGAGACAUCGCCUGAAGCUGCCAUGGUGAGGGAUGAAUCGCUGAAUAACCACAACUUGUCGGGGAGGAUGCUCUCCACACUGCAGGACUUCACGUUUUUACCCAUUGCAUUAUCACUGCCAGGGGCUGCACUUGCAUGGAUAUAUUCCAUUUGCAUAUGGAAUACAUCAUCUCCUUCCCUUAGCAGAGCCUGUACCAGGACAAAUACACAGAUCAUACUUGAAAUAGUAGCUUCUUAUUUUAACAAAUUUGCUUGUAAACAAAUGUACACCAGGUCUUAAUUUCCAUUUAUUAAUUUUUCUUCUCCCACCGUUGUUAUAUCUUGAAGUUUCCAGCUUACAAAAAAUUUUCAAUAAAACAAUUAAUAUCUGUA